This is a messenger RNA of Nicotiana tabacum (common tobacco), 858 nucleotides long. The record is from RefSeq and is a predicted model, not a curated record. Lineage: Eukaryota; Viridiplantae; Streptophyta; Magnoliopsida; Solanales; Solanaceae.
AUGCUGAACCAAGGGCACCGGAAGGAGCUGAUGAGUGAUCGAGGACGAGCCAACUUUGGAUGCGGACAAGAACAACACCAAGGCCCUCCAAAGCUGCCCUCUCCCACCCGCACCAUUCAAAUGAUCAUCGGUAGAGGUGAUGAAGCAGCAAUGAACCACAUAAAAUUUACCACCACACACAAGCUAAAGCGGUCAAUCACCCACGAUCGGUAUGAUGACUUCGGAGAAAGUAUCAUAUUCGAUAAGUCAGAUACCAAUGGUUUAAUUUUUUCUCACUCCGAUGCUCUUGUCAUUACUUUACGUAUUUCAGAUACUGGUGUUAAAAGAAUAAUGGUAGACAACGAAAGUGGCGCGUGUAUUAUUCACCCUCGAGUGCUUGCACAAAUGCGACUCGAGGAUAAGAUAGCACCGCGUUGCAUAACACUAACAAGAUUUAACAAUGUAGUCGAACGAACCUCAAGAGAAAUAGCACCGCCCGUUCUGGCCGGAGGCGUCACCUUAGAAACAACGUUCCAUGUCAUGAACCAGGACACAACUUACAAUGCAAUUAUAGGACGACCAUGGAUAUACGCCAUGAGGGAUAUCCCGUCCAGUUGGUAUAAAGUAAUCAAAAUCCCUACCCCAUGGGGCAUAUUCAGCAUCCGAGUCGAACAACGCACGGCCCAAAAAUGCUACCUCAUCGCCCAAGAUUGCACAUUUACUCAACAGCUGAAAGGAACAAACUCAGAAGCAUAUCAAUUAUCAAAAUCGGGGUCCAGACUCAACGAUCAUAUGGACGUUAUCAACGAUCAGAUAGACAUUAGCCGCCCUGUCAAGGUUCAUAUCGCAAUCUUCCGACAGAUGCCACAAAUUCUUUAA